This is a messenger RNA of Penaeus chinensis, 1815 nucleotides long. RefSeq lists its product as uncharacterized. The record is from RefSeq and is a predicted model, not a curated record. Lineage: Eukaryota; Metazoa; Arthropoda; Malacostraca; Decapoda; Penaeidae. Bases 1 to 1431 code for a protein of 476 amino acids. The transcript is spliced from 6 exons.
AUGGUACGAUCCAUGUGUUCAAACGAGUUCAUGUUCAAAGUACAAAUUUCCGUUAAGACAAAGCCGCAGAAAUGUGGUUCAAGUGCUGGAUAUUGCGCUCCCCUUCCACCGACCGAGUGUCCAGCGAAGCGAUCCUCAGAAGAGACGAGACGCGAGCUUCUGGAAUUAAUUAGUUCAUCCGUGUCCAACGCCAAUUCCUCGUCAAGGCAAAAAUUCGAGCGUCGGGGUAACAGCCACGGCCGGGCUCUCUUGGCGCUAAUCGCUGGCGUACUGGCUUCGGCGGCCACAGGAAGCCAUCGGCGUGGUUUCGAGCGCCAAACUGAGGCACAGAAUUUGAAAGAGAGGCCUUUGGCGAGCUACAACAACCUAGAUGGAGCAAGUUCCUCCUACCACAGAAGUACAAGGUCUCUGGGUCAUACGGUUCCCCGCGCGCAGGAGGGACGGGAAUCCACGCCGCCUGAGUCCCAGCGAAACCCAGGGUCCCCGGAGGAGGCGGAGCGAGAGGGUGCCGUGAGAUCGCCCGAGACUUCCUCAAGCCAAGUGCAAGUCAACCCGAAGGACCCGAGCGACGAAGGUAGAAACUCGAGUCGGGUCGAGCCCAACGCCAUCGGGACGGAGUAUGAGUCGGUUCGAGAGGCGAAGUUCGUUGGGAAGAUCAAGGACUGGUACCGCGGGAGGGACAAGGACAAGGACAAGGAGAGGGACAUCGUGGUGAUCGCGACCGGUGCGGGCACCCAUGGCUACUACGUCCCUCACCACCACCCUGUCGUCGUCACUCACUCCCUAGCACAGUACGUCACCGUCACUCACCCAGCCCCUGCCACACAAGCAACGCCCUCUGUUGUGGUCCAGACGUCCCAUGUGACGUACGUGACGCCAUCUGUUGUAACUUCCUACGUAACGUCAUCUGUUGUAACUACCUACGUCACUCAGUCCCACGUACCUACUUACGUGACGUCCAUAACAACUACCUACAUCACACACUCCCUGACACCUACUUACGUGAUGUCAUCUGUUGUCACUGCCUUUGUGACGCAGACCUAUGCACCUACUUAUGUCACCUCCUUUUCAACUACCUACGUGACGCAAACCCAUGCACCCACCUACGUGACGCCAUCAGUUGUAACUGCUUUCGUGACUCAUACCAACUCCCCUACCCAGGUGACGCUCUCCUACACCCCCACCUACGUGACGCCUUCCCAUGUAUUCAUUCAGGAACCGCACCCGGCACCUUCUAUCACGGCGAUCAAGCCACAGGAAAAUCCCACAAUCACUCACACUAUAGUGAUACAGGGGGAGAAACCCAUCAUGAAGACCCACAUCAAAGGAACGUACUCAGGCCAGGGGCAUUUCGAGUUAUUUAAGAGUACACUGAAUCUCGACGCGGAGAAGUUCAAAGAAAAACUACCCGGCUGUACACACUGUGGUUGACAGCAUAGAAAAUGAGAUCGAGUGCCCAAAGCCUGCCUCUCGCACCCCGGCAAGUCGCUUCAGCUUGUUCCAAAAGCAAGAGAACAAAUUAUUCAAGUUUCUCCUAAUUAAACUAUAAAACUAUCUCGUAAAAUAGUUGGUCUGCUGUUGGAGCUUGGCGAGUUUCACUUAUAUACAGCUGUGGACGAGACAAGCUGGGUAAAAACAAUCUGCUCUAGGAAUUAUCCAUUACUUGCUAGAUUAACGUGCUUUAUGCGUAAAACACUUGUCUCAAAGUAGGAUGUAUAUCUAUUGUAAUGUAAUCUAGGGAUAUUUUAGUAAUUUAUGUAAAAGCUAUUUAUAAUAGAGUUUGUACUAUUUAAAAUAUAGAAUUAUCUCAAAUCA